CAAGGCUGAUUUACUGACGUCAUAGACGAAUCGACCAAGCGAUUGCGUCACAAUAAAAUAACUUAUGCCGAUGAUAUAUAAGCCGCAUAUCUUGUUGUUGCCAUUCACUUUGAAACACAAACUUGAGAGCAGAGUCGUCUUUAUUUUUAAGCACUUUUUCCAAGGAAGUUCUUCGCAAAGAAAAAAAAUAUGAAUAACCACUGGCCUCGUAAUGGCAUACUCUUGCCACGGCGGUGGAACAAACCUAUCAUCCCAGAGCUGAGGGUUCUAAGCAGUGGCAAUGCCAUCAACACAGAGUUCAGUCACAGGGCAGUGAUGCAAGGACGUUCAUCUGUGGCUGCCCUGGAAGAGCCCUCCAGGUGCCCUCUGUUGCCAAAGCACAGACGGCCUGGACCAUUGCUGACCGAUGCUGUUCCACGGAAGGCCAAUGCAGCUGUCCGCGGCUGCAAGCUGCCCCCACUUGCCCAUACACCCAACUUGGUCAGCUCUGAAUAUCCUGUGACCCACACUGAUGAGAACUCCGAUAUGGCAGUUGAUUCUCAUGGACAUCCCCAAAAGCUUUGUCCCCUGCUUGUGGAAGAAUCCAACACGCCAGCCUCCUCUCUGAAGAAGGUCAAGAAGGUGACUCUGAAAGACGUCACAAAGACCUGGAAGGCAGUCCAGCAGUCCACUGAACUGAUUACCAACGAGAACAAGCCUGCCUCAAACCAGGAUGUCACUACCAGGAAGCCCCAGCCUCCAUCCAAACUGCCGAUAAGAAAGAGUGGUCUACGCACAUUGACCAAGAAAAUGUCUGCCGCCAGUGCCCUUCAGGAAAAUGCACAUGCCCACUGCCGCAAGCUGCCCCCACUUAACAUUGAUAACAACUUUGAUAUUGAAGACGUUUCUGAUGGACAUCUCCAAACCCUGUCUCCCCUGCUUGUGGAAGAAUCCAUUAUGACAGCCUCCUCUGCGAGCAACAGGGAAGUGAUGCUUCUGAAAGACCUCAGGAAGGAAGAUGUUCCUCCGGUAAAAGGGUCCCAGAAGGCAGUCAAGCAGUCCACUGAACAAAUUACCGACGAGAAGAAGCCUGCCUCAAACCAGGAUGUCGCUACUAAGAAGCCUCAGCCUCCAUCCAAACUGCCGGUUAGAAAGACAAGCACACUGAACAAGAAAAUGGCUCAAGUGGCCGCCAAUGGUAGUGAGCCAGCGUCCACAUGCAGCUUUGGUGACUCUCGCAGCAAACCAGAGGAGAUCUGGGAGCGCAGAAGAGCAGCAAGGCGCAGGACGACGUCCCUCCUGCCGCGCAGGAUGCCCAGGGCAAAGGUGCCGGACAGCAGUCGGGUGUCCCGGUCCCCCGCGCUGCUGCUCAUCGCAGAGGUGGACGAGCGCUCGCCCUCAAACUCGAAGGCCUCGUCGCCCGUCGAAGCAGAGAGUUCGACGACGACCGUUCAGCCGCGGCCCCCGGCUGGCCCCCGCUCACCACGACGGCCAAACAACAGGCUGACCCGACCAAGGAGCCAGAGCACGUUUGGAUUUCGAGCGUAUGAGGAGGACGAGACCGAGGAGGAUGAACAGGACAGGCAGAUACUGGAGGCAAUGCUCAUGCCAUGGUUUAGGAGCAAGAGUGGCUCUUGAAGGGAUCAGCGACAUUUUCUCAGGGUGUUUACAAUGAAGCGGCAUAUUCUCAGGUUGUUUACAAUAAAGCAGUAUAUUCUCA
Messenger RNA from Sardina pilchardus (European sardine), 1699 nucleotides. RefSeq lists its product as uncharacterized. The record is from RefSeq and is a predicted model, not a curated record. Bases 190 to 1617 code for a protein of 475 amino acids. The transcript has 2 exons. NCBI's taxonomy places the organism in Eukaryota, Metazoa, Chordata, Actinopteri, Clupeiformes, Clupeidae.